UUAAGGCAUACUAUGGAUGAAAACCACGGUGUGUACGAUCGUGAUGAAAACGCCUAUACGAAGAAACGUAUGGCUUCUAAGUAUAGUUAGUAUAUUGUGCGUGAAGGUUAGGAGCAGGUAAGCGAUCAAACGUGGGUUAGGUGAAAAUAACAGCUCCUAUCACAAUGUAGUGUAUAAUAAUGUUUUUGUGAUAUUACAAUAGUAAACGUAUAUCGAUAUACGCGUAGAUAAAACAUCCGUGUGAUUCACCACGGAAUACAUGGAUGUUGCGAACGGACAAAAGCCCCUCAGUGGGCAACCUCCUGCCACUGGUGGUUCAGGGAUGGAUAAGGGAAAAGAGUGGCAGAUGGAAUUGCUUAUGGAAAAAUUACGUUCCAAAGCUUCUACAUUCAAACCCUUGGUGGAAACUGCCAAAAAUUUACGAAUGGCAAUGUUGGAUAAAAGGUUUGCAAUUGAUAGUGCGGAAAAAAGCCAACUACAAAAAUGUUUGGAUACUUUGCAACAUUCCAUUAAAGUAACGUCUUUACAAUCCAUGGUAGAACGUUUGGAGAGUUUAACUAGACAAUUAGGCUUAAAGUUUAUGAUGUCUGGUCCACCAGGCACAGAAUUGUUUAUCUCCUCUGAUAUGUUCUUUUUGGAGGUUCUUUUGGAGCCAUCAGGUGUAGUUAAAGAUGUUAAAAUUCAUCACGAAGGGAAAAACGAACAACAGAGCUGUGACGUAUUGGUAUCUUGCUUGUCAAGAGGAGACUUUCUUGAUUUUACAGUACAAUUAGAAGGUUUAGCUUCAAUAUAUCAACUAAAUGCUGAUAAGAAGGUAAAAUGUAAAGCAUUUAGUGCUUUACAGUCACUGGAGGCUGAUCUGGGUAUCUUAGCUCAAUUGCAAACAUUUAUAAAAGAACCUUUUAAUCUUGUUCAUAAAAGCCCAGUUGGAAUCCUUGAACGAAGAAGAGGUGGUCAUGCUAUGAAGCUGACAUACUUUGUUUCUCCUUAUGAUUUAAUAGAUCAGGAGAAUCGUACCUGUGAUGCAUUGAAUUCAGAAAUAGUUAUCAAGCGGAAGAUUGGUCAUUCCGUUACUGUUUGUAUGGAAGGUUCGACUGCUCACAAGUUGCCUACAUCUAGUAUCAUAACUGUAAAUAGAAGUCCUACAGGAAAAAGUACUCCAUCAUAUGCUCCGUUAACUGGUACAAAUUCGUCGGUAUUACCUGCUUGCUUUGUAUUGAAGCUCGCCAAGAAAAUGCCGAUGUGCAUGGAACUAGUGCGUAGGAUACAGAAAGUAACAGAAUUAGAAUGUGGAGACAUAUCCGCUCCCCAUCCAUUACUUAGUUUAAUUAUUCAACAUGCCAGUGAAGGACAACAGGAUUGUCGGAAUAACAGAGGACUUUAUGUUACUUUACCGGAUCAACAGCACUGUUAUUUCAUGACAGAGAACAAAAAUAUGGAAGGUGUGUUAGUGUGUAGUAUUCCUUUCACUCAUCCGGCGCAUGUUCCACAAAUCUUGGUAUACUUGCGUCAACAAGCGCUCUUUAAUACGUUAAUCGCUAGUUGCGUUAGACCUAUGGCUCGGCAAGAUCCAGAACAUGCAACUAUAUUCGAAGUAAGCGCUUUAUCAUGGCAACACAUAUCGGUAAGUUUGGAGCAUCCUUUCGAGGAGACAAUGGCAACAGCAGAAUUGGAUUUGACGGAUAUCUCUGCGCUUAAGUGCAAAUUGUAUGGCAUAAGUAUAACAAACACGGAACAAACGUCAGAUCUGACGGGAAAAGUCUUGCAGAAGUGUUUAAGUAUACCUCUGACAAUGAGAAUUCUUAUGAAGUCGUGGGAGAGUCGUGACUCUUUAAGUACGAUGAACAAUUUGAAUAGCGGAAAUGGAAGCUAUAAUGUAAAUCUCGGUUCCGGAAAAGAUCAGAACAGUCAGAAUGGUUCCGGGAUGCCCGACUUUACUAAUGGAGAAACGAAAAUCAAACAGGAACCUGGGUUGAAUAAUGGAAAUGGAACAAUGGGGAGGCAACAAUUGUCGCAACAGCAGCAGCAACAACAGCAACAACAACAACAGCAGUCUUUUUUAGAUGCCGGAACGGAGAAUAGUAUCGGGUUUCCGUCGUAUUCCGGCCAAUCCGAUACCGCGACUACUGCUAUGUUAAAUCCAUUACAAUUGGGAGCGUUACUUGGACAGGCAAAAAACUCUAUGACCAAUCCAAUGAAUGAACGUACAAAAAAAACACGUAAAAGAAAAACCGCGGAUGGUAUUUGGCGAAGUCCCAAAAGAAAGGGAGACGAGAGUGCUGAAAUAUUAUUAGAAAGCUCUAGUUCAGAUUCUACGCCCCUAGGUACACCAACCGGUGGUAGAGAAAAUUUAAACGAAACAAGAACGUCUACGCCAACAUCAGCUACGAGCUUAACUAGUGGUUUGGAUUUUUCUAAUUUGGAUCCAACGGAUAUUUUAGGAACGGAUAAGAGCUCUGAUUAUGACAUUGACAACGAAAGCGAGAUAACGGAAGUUCACGAUUUGCAAGAUGUGGAAGAAUUGAUCAAGCGCGAUCGCAAAUCGAGGAAGAGAGAGGAGAAAAAGAGCCCGAUUAUUUUUGAAGAAAACAAAAGUCUGGUGCCGCCAUCCGUAAGUAUAACGCCAAUUUCAAGCAGUAGUUUGGGUCAGACUACGAACUAUAACUCUGUACUUACGGGGAUGGGUUUGGAAAGGAGGCCAGGCAUUGAAAUAAUACCAAUAGCAUCGUCACCGCAAACCACUUUACCAAGCUCUAUUACCAUAACCCCAAUAGCUGGGCCGACACAGUCGAAAAAUUUGACGGAUGAACGUAGAGAACGAAAAAGUUCCAAGGGCAAGUCGACAGAGGAUAAGGGGAAGUUGGAAAAAAGGCGUAAGCGUAAGAGAGAGGACAGCCCUAUGGGACCGCCGCCGGAUAAAAUACCAUCUAAACAAGAUCCUUUGUCGAAACCAGUUUCAGUGAGCAUAAAACCGACUGAAUCGCCGCCAAAUUUGAGUUCACGACCGUCAUCACCUGCCGCGACAUUACGAAAAUUUAGUCCGUCUCCGACGCACACCAGUCCACUUGCUCUCGUAGGUAAGUCCAGUCCUACAUUGAAACAGUCAACAAACAAGCCAGUGCAAAGUCCAAAGCACUCUCCGGUCUAUAGCAGUAGUCCCAAACAUACGCCAGUACCUGCGAGUGUGAGUCCGAAACACGGCACUUCGUCACCAAAGCACGGCAGUUCAGCGAGCACCGGUAAGCCGAGUAUGUCUGCGCUGAAAUCUGCGGCGAAUUCACCAUCUAGUAAAACCACUGAUUCUGGACAAUCAAAAAUAAAAUCUUCGUCGUCGUCGAGCAAAGACUCCAAUCGAGAGAAGGAGAGAAAAACAUCGUCUUUAGCCUUCGGUGGAUCGAGUGGUCAUCAGAGUCCGAAGACGAAGUCUUCCAGUGGUAAGUUAAAACAACUGGAAUUAAUUCCUAGCGGGGAAACGCAGUCUACUUUGCCUAGUAGUGGAGGCAGCACACCACCAUCGGGCAAUUCUGAACUUGGAAAGUCAGCCAUCGCCCAACAAGCGAGAAAUAGAAAGGGCUCGUUGAGUGCCGUUAUCGAUAAGCUGAAGAACGCUCAGCAUUGUACGGAUGAUGGUGGCAACGGUGGGACGAAGUCAGCAACUAGUGGAAGUGGUAAUUCAAGCGGUCAGAAAGAAAGAAACGUCGGAAGCUCCUCGAAUAAGACCGCAGAAGGAAAGUGUAUUAGUAAAAAUUCAUCUAUGGAUACGAAAAAUCCUGCAGAGUAUAUGGUAAAGCAUAGUUCCGAUGGAAUGAAGAUAACAAUUAAUAAAACUCGAACGAAAGAUUCCAAGUCUGGUACGAGUCUUAAAUUGUCUUCUUCCUCGACGUCUGUCGCUACUGGAACGUCUUCGAGUUCGUCCACGUCGUCGACAGCCAUAUCAGGUAAUGGUUCUCCGAAAACACACACUGGUUUGAAGCCAGGGGUAAGUUCCGGUCCUGCAUCAAAGAAACCAUCGUCUCAAACAUCCCCAAAGCUAUCUGGAUCCUCCUCUUCCGGUUCUGGCGGUAGUAGUGGAAACAAAGCAAAUCUCAUAGGACAAAAGAUGUUGUCUGCCUUGAAGUCUAUUUCAGGGUCGAAUUCUGGAAGCGGUAACGGAGCUGGAGGAAUCAGUGUUGGGAGUAGCGGUAGUAGUGGAUUACUUUCUAAAAAUGUGAUGUCCUCUAAAUCUUCUUCGAGUUCUCCGAAAACAGCAAGUUCCGGUGUGACGGAUCUCAGUCGAAAUCGUGAUAAAUCCCGAUUAUCAAAGUCUAGCGACAAAAGUAUAUUUCCUUCAAAAGGAAUCGGGGAUACUAGAAAAUCAAGUCCGUCAGGAUUACGAGAGGAGAGCGAGAGCGAAAGAGCGUUCAAGCUGCUGGCUGCUCACGCUUCCAUGUCGAAUCUAUCGAAUUUGCCCAAUUUACCGCCGCAGUUAGUCGUCGAAGGUCUCAUGAAACAGUUAGAUACUAAGUUCCAGAUACCCAAAUUGUCCGCUAGAGCUAACGCAGACUCUAGCGACAAGAAAUCAGAGAAAUUAUCCAUGCUUCCAGAUAGUGGAAAAGCGUUGGACAAUCUUGCCACGAAACAGACGUCGGAACAGGGGAAACUACAAACUUUAUCGAACACGUCGAGCACCGCUUCUAAGACAGCCUCAGAGGAUCAAUCGAGCCAGGGUAGAAGAGACCAUGUACAAACGAAACCUGACAAUCUUUCCAUGACAAGCGCUGCCUCCGUAAUAAAUCUCGGUACGGAUAGUACCAGUAACCUUCUACUUCCUAGUUUAUCUAGUGGAAGCUCGCACGAUUUGGACGUUCCUACGAAUCUCUCGAUGCAGUCAACCGAGAACGAAUCCCGCGACAAAGAGCCACCGAUGAGUAGGACUAGCACGCAAUUUCUGAGUAGCAGUUUAAAUUCCACUGUUGUUGGUAAAGACGAUACCAGUGGUCCGGUAAUGGCCGUUCUAUCCAAAGCAUCUGAUUCACAGCCUAAUAGUAAAUCCGUCUACCCCACGAUGAUGACGACAGGCACGAUAACUAGCGGAAAUGGUACAGCUACAACGAGUUCCGGUAGUGGAACCUCAGAAAGCUUGAAUUUAAGUAUCAAGCCAGUGGACGUUACGAUGACAAAGUACAAAUCCGAGGAGAAGAAGCAACAAUCAUCGCAGCAGUCUCAGCAGCAGCAACAGUCUCAACCACCUCAGCCGCAACAGCAACAAUCUCAACAACAAACGUCACAGUCACAACAGUCUCAGCAGCAACAAAUACAAACACCGCAAGUUCCGUCUUCCGGAGGAUCUUCCUCUUCGUCUUCGUUGGGAACAACGAUGUCUUCGGAGGGUUCGUCAAGUACGAUGAAGCCUCCUGGCACCGAGAUACCUACAACGACAUCUCAAGAAGCUGCUGAAAUGCUUCUGGACUUUUCUACGCCGAAGGAAGUAGCUAAGAGCCUGAACUUCACCAGUAUUCCCGAGCGGGCCAUGACCCAGGCAGCUUCGGUUCGCAGGAACACGCCACCACCUCCACCGCCUGCUUUUCCAGCAAGUCCUUCCGUGAGUGUGCACAUCGUGAAAAGUCCUGCACCCUCGCCGAGGGUCAUCCCGCCCUCGCCUCACUCCGCUUCGCCGUGCAUCACCGAUGACGAGCUGAUGGACGAGGCGCUGGUGGGAAUGGGCAAAUGAAGGUUACUGAAACUGUAGAUUUAAUUUUAGCCGCGACUGGUACAGGGUGUCCUGAAAGGCUGGCUGACUGGCUGCUGUUGAAUUAGUCGGUCCUGCUUCGCUGUGCUCCACGUUUUCGACCGCUCUUUCUCAAAUAUGAUAUCGUGGUGCACAGCCUGGAAUUGUCGUCGAGUUAAUUGGCGCUCCUCGAGUUUUUGAAACAUUGGGUGAAGGAAUGUCUUUAUGAGGAUUGUUAACAAUUUGGUAUCUUUGUUGUAUCUAUCUUUUUAUUUCACUUUGGUUCUCUUUGAUCAGUAGAGAGUAGAGAUAAAGAAUGAAGCUCACAGGCGAAAAAUAUGGUAAGAUAUUUCUCGUUUUUUUAUAGAGGAGCAAUUUUGAAAUUCAAUUUCUUGACAUUUAAUUCUACAUCAAAGCCAUCUUUGUGCAUUUGAUUUUGAGAUUAAGUAUAUAGAUUUCUCACCAUCUUGAAUGUAUAAAAGUAUUAAUAAUGUUAGUUAGUUAGUUAUAUAGACUAUUAUUAAUUAAAUUAAAAUGACAUAGAGUUUAUAUCUCUUCGAAUCUAUCAGGUUAUGUCCUUUUUUAGCUAUUUCAUAUAAAAAAAUUUCUUUUUAGUUAACAACUGAUAUAAAAAUCAGGAAACCAAUAAAAGUAAAGUCAUAUCUUUCUUGUGUGAUCUUCAAAUGUCAUGGAAAUAUAAUUGUUUUAUGUAUAAAGGUAGGAGGAUUGCUAGUUUUUGUUCAAUCUUAUCUUUGAUGAUUUUAAGCGAAAAUGUAUGUGUUUGUAUUUGAGUGUUUAUUACUGCAUGUUAUUUACAAAGAUAUGAAAGAUCGUUGUAUCCAAAUUUAGUAUUCAACAUCGUUUCGUAUUAAUUAUUAGUAUUGAUCGAUGCUGCCCAGUCUACAAUUACUUACUUCUUACGCUUUCUUGAUAAUAUCCAAAUAAAUUUAUGAAACUGGCUAAUUACAAUCAGAUGUGAACAAAGCAGAUCGUUCUGAUCUUAGAUUAUUUAAAUUUUUUAAAUAAUUAAUUUUAUCUAAUCUGUAGACUACGAGAGAUUGAUGAAUGAUUUGAUUUGAUCGAGCCUGUUACCAAUUCCAACAUUGAGUACGUGUAAAAGUAAAUAUCUUUUCUUACCAUAUUUUAUUUUCUUUAACUAGACAAAUAUCUUUGUAAAUUAAUAUCCAUUUACACAAACAUUUUCGCUCAAAUUAUGUACGUUUUGUAAAUUAUGAAAAUAUUAUUCAGAAUCUUACUAAUGUUAGAAGAAUUUGUAUAUUCGAAAAUAUAUCUUCCUACGAGUUAUGCGUUAAGAAUUCUCAGGUGAGCGCAUUACUUAUGUUUCUCAAAGGUUAAAUAAUUGAUAAAUGUCAGAAGGGGACACCCUGUAUAUAGCAGAGAAUUUUCACUUCUCCUAAAAUGUCCUGCCGAAUAUAAAUAUAAUUUACGUCCCCGUAUGCGAAUCUCGAGCAAGUUUAAUUUUCUUAUGCAUAUGUACAUAUAUACAUAUAUAAGAUAUACAUAAGAUAUAUAUAUAUAUAUAUAUAUAUAUA
Bombus terrestris (buff-tailed bumblebee) is the source of this 7260-nucleotide messenger RNA. RefSeq names its product mediator of RNA polymerase II transcription subunit 1 (gene MED1). The transcript is spliced from 8 exons. Bases 260 to 5710 code for a protein of 1816 amino acids. Gene Ontology annotation, cellular component: mediator complex. NCBI's taxonomy places the organism in Eukaryota, Metazoa, Arthropoda, Insecta, Hymenoptera, Apidae. The record is from RefSeq and is a predicted model, not a curated record. Gene Ontology annotation, molecular function: transcription coregulator activity. Gene Ontology annotation, biological process: regulation of transcription by RNA polymerase II.